Messenger RNA from Hyaena hyaena (striped hyena), 950 nucleotides. RefSeq names its product melanoma-associated antigen D4-like. Lineage: Eukaryota; Metazoa; Chordata; Mammalia; Carnivora; Hyaenidae. The annotation marks the transcript as partial. The transcript has 3 exons. Gene Ontology annotation, biological process: negative regulation of transcription by RNA polymerase II. Gene Ontology annotation, cellular component: nucleus. The record is from RefSeq and is a predicted model, not a curated record.
GCCUCCAUCCUGGAGGCAGAAACGCUGGGAGUGAGCGCGGGAGUGAGGCAUGGGCUUGAGGUCGGGACCGUCCUCCCCCGGGAGCUGAGCUGCAGCAUCGUGGCCAGGAAGGGGCCACCUGGGAGCCACUGGUGCAACAACAGCCACUGGCUGGAAGCAAACGUUUGUCUUCCUCUUGCCCUGAGGUACCUGGAAUACAAGAAGGUCCCCAAUAGCAGCCCACCCGAGUAUGAAUUCCUCUGGGGCCUGCGAGCCCGCCACGAGACCAGCAAGAUGAGGGUGCUGCGAUUCAUUGCCCAGAAUCAGAACCGAGACCCCCGGGAGUGGAAGGCUCAUUUCCUGGAGGCUGUGGAUGAUGCGUUCAAGACGAUGGAUGUGGACAUGGCUGAGGAACAUGCCAGGGCCCAGAUGAGGGCCCAGAUGAACAUCGGGGACGAAGCCCUGAUUGGACGGUGGAGCUGGGAUGACAUACAGGUGGAGCUCCUGAGCUGGGAUGAGGACGGAGAUUUUGGCGACGCCUGGGCCAGGAUUCCCUUCGCGUUCUGGGCCAGAUACCAUCAGUACAUUCUGAAUAGCAACCGUGCCAACAGGAGAGCCACUUGGAGGGCUGGCGUCAGCAGUGGCACCAACGGUGGGGCCAGCACCAGCAUUCUCGAUGGGCCCAGCACCAGCUCCACCAUCCGGACCAGAAACGCCGCCAGAACGAGUGCCAACUUCUUCUCCUGGAUCCAGCAGCGCUGAUGGACUGCGGCCAUCACGCACCAGGCCAGAGUGCCUCCUCGGAUUCCUCCCUCACACAGCACUCUAGGCAGCUUCUCCCUGCCCAUCUGAGAUGGCAUGCCAGAUGAAGCUCUCUCUGCCCUUCCUGCUUUGGUUGUGUGCUUUUGUUGUGCGCUUCUGUCGUGUUUUCAUGUUUUUGGUAUUGGUGUUACAUUAAAGUUGCAAAAUUA